This is a messenger RNA of Adineta ricciae, 2922 nucleotides long. NCBI's taxonomy places the organism in Eukaryota, Metazoa, Rotifera, Eurotatoria, Adinetida, Adinetidae. The record is from the annotation of a GenBank genome assembly.
AUGGUUCAACAUUGUGUCGAUGCUGCGAACACAGAUUUCAGUUCUUUUAAUUCCAAGGCACAAUGUGAUGCUGCUGAUGUCGUUGGCAAUAAAUCAUCGUCGAUGAGUAAUGUACUGAAUCAUCAUAUUCGAACAUUAGGUUCAAUGCAUGCCGGUUCAGUGGAUUUCGUCUCUAAUGUUCUACCAAUUACUACUCGAUCCUAUUCGGUCGUUUCAACUGAACCUGUCGCAUCCUACAAAACGAAUACAGCCGCAUCGUCCUCAUCUUCAUCCGGUUAUGAAUCUGUCGGAUCACAUCCAUCCAAACCACAUAAAUCGUUGUAUUACCGAUUAAAACGUCUAAUCAAUUUUCCCUCAACGAAAAAAUCUGCCGAUUAUCGAAUAUCGUCCGGCAAUCAUGCGAAUGAAUCCAAUAAUUCCAAUUCACCAGUCCUCGCAUUUCGCCAUCCAUUAACGUCAUCAGGAAACACUAAUUCCAACGACACUCGACGAAGUUCCUUGACACGAUUAGAUAUCAAGCGGAAAUCAUCUCGACGAACUUUGGCAUCUGCUUCUCAGCACGUGCCAUUUCUGUACGGAUUAAAAAACUGCGGGAAUACUUGCUACGUCAAUGCAAUCGUGCAAUGUUUGUGUCACACAGAGCAAUUAGCUUCUUACAUUCUUCAGAAAACCUACGAAACAGAUAUCCGCAAUAGAAAAAAUGCGAUACAUGAUCAUCCCAAUACAUCUCAGCAAGCGCUCGGCUUCAAAGUGACGAAAAUCUUUGCUCAAAUUUUUCAAGCAUUGUGGAAUAAUUCUUCGAAUUCGACAUCAAAAUUACUAUAUGAUUUCAAAACAAUUGUAGGAAAUUUAAAUAAACAAUAUUCGGGUAAUGAACAGAACGAUGCACAAGAAUUUCUACUUUUCUUAAUCAAUACAAUUCAUGAUGAAUUGAAUUUGACUGCUCCCGGCCGAUGUCGACAACAGAGCAAAAAUUCCUUCUCGUACCAAACAUCAUCGGAACUAGCACGAUGUGCUUGGUCGGAAUACAUCGAUGCGAAUCAAAGUAUCAUAACAUCCACAUUUAGUGCUCAACUUCAUUCGACUUUACGUUGUAAUCAAUGCAAGAAAGAGAGUAAAACGUUUGAACCUUAUCUCCUACUCUCAUUACCAAUUCCACAAAAGAUUAUUAAACCUGUUUUCAUAACUGUUGUUUUUCUUAAUCAAUCGCCAAAACAAUUGCAGAUUGGUUUAUGUCUACCAAUCACGAAUACGGUCAAGGACGUCCGAGAAGCUAUUGCUCAACAAUCAAAUCUCGAUCUAAACGAUCUUGCCCUUGUUGAAAUUCAACAACAAAAUGGUUUUUUUCAAGUCUUUCAUGAUACGGAUCCAAUAACACGUUUGACUGCAGAUGUUUAUGCAAUACAAUUUCCUUCAUCAAAUUCCGAAAGUACGAAACACGUUGCGUCAGCUGUUGAUAGUCAAUCUCCCUCCUAUGUUAAUCUACUUGUUCUUAAUCGUGUACGCUACAAUUCCGGUCGAAUGGAAAGAUUCGGUCCGCCAAUCGCUGUCCGUGUUCCUCGACAAUCAAACUAUCGAACUCUACAAAUGGCAAUCAUCAAAGCUCAACGUUCAUUGAUUCGGGAUGAAGCCAUGGAAUACGCUCAAGACUACGUUGUUUUUCAGUUGACACUGAUCGAUCAAUAUCAAAUAACAUCAGCAGGAGCAUCUAAAGAAGAAUAUCCCGUACUUCAUGAUGUCCAAUUACCAUUAUAUCUGGAAAAGAUCGUGGAAAUACUUGAUACAUACGAUGGACCUGGUCUAGGACCAUCUCAUAUUCAAGUUUAUGCUAAUUGGAACGAGAAGUAUCUCGGAGAAUUUCUUUCUAAAUGGACAUGUAGUGAUGAUAAACCUGAUAUUCAUCAGUCUGUAGCACAAGCUCGUGCAACAAUGCACCAACCAUCAUCAUCACUCAUAUCUUUAGCUGAUUGCUUUUCAUUAUUUACACAAUCGGAAAGUUUAAAUUAUGAUGACGCAUGGAUGUGUACACAUUGCCGUCGAAAAGAAAAUGGGACAGUGAAGAACUUGAAAAUUUGGACUACACCACCAGUUCUAAUUAUUCAUUUAAAACGAUUCUGUCAAACAAAAGUAUCAAAUUCUAAAUUAACAUAUCCUGUUCAGUUUCCGUUAGUUGGCUUGAAUGUCAAACGAUUUUUAUCAGCAACAAGAAACAUAUCAGAAAUUGAUACACCUGACAGUGAAAUUGACGAUGAGCAUGAAGAAUCUAUUGAGAAUGACGACGACGAUGAUGAUAAUGAUCAGAGACAACAUGGACUCUAUGAUCUAUUCGCAGUGUGCAAUCAUCGUGGAAGUAUGUCGAAUGGACACUAUACCGCUUACUGUAAAAAUCCCAUAACAAACAAAUGGUUCUGUUACGACGAUCAUCUUGUUUCUGAACUCGAUCCAUCUCGUGUAUGCACUCCGGAUGCAUAUAUUCUAUUUUACAAGCGUCGCGAUACGCCAUCAUCUCUAUCUUCACAGUCGAUUGAAAAGCUUUCUUCAACCAUCAAUCCAGUUAUCAACGAAUUCCAAGAAUUUCUAAAUCUCGAUCGCCCUGCGCCAAAAGAAGAACAAAAGCCACAACAACAUGGACUUGAACCACCAUUGCCAUUACCACGAAAACUUUUAUUAUCAUCAGCAGCAACAACUCCAGAUGGAUGUUCAACCGCUCCCUGUCCGUUGCCGCGAACACGCUUACCGCCGACAGAAACAACUAGUAAUAGUUCUCAACCCACUCCAUCUGUUCGACGACAAAUACCUGAUCUCAAUUCAAAAUCGAAUGAAACAACGAGCAAAAGUCCAUGGAGUCGUUUCAAUGAUUCUCGAUAUUCGAACGAUGAACCCGAUCGAAAUGUUGUGUAUCUUUCAACCAAUUCAUCAUGA